Molecule: messenger RNA, 1948 nt
Organism: Scaptodrosophila lebanonensis
Lineage: Eukaryota; Metazoa; Arthropoda; Insecta; Diptera; Drosophilidae
Exons: 1
Coding region: 119-1948 (609 amino acids)
Molecular function (GO): protein binding
Source: RefSeq, a predicted model, not a curated record
AUAUAGCUCGGACUAUGUUGAGAUUGAUGAACUGUUGCCGUUAGUGGGCGCCGCACGUGCUAAGAGUACCCCGGAACUGCAACUGCAACAUGUUGUAGGCUUGAACAGCAGUCUAGCAAUGGGUCAGAAUCUGAGCCUGCGACGACCGCGUAUCUCACUGACCUGGGUGCUGAGGGAGCAACAGCAACCUCAACAGCAGCAGCAACAGCAACAGUCGCAGCAACAGACUCAAAAUGAUAACGACAACAUAUCCGGUGAUAAGCCACCUAACGGACACGCCCAUACCAACGGCAGCGCAAACACAAGCAGUACUUUAAGUAAACAACGCGUCGAUCCUGUGCCGACCCAGCUGGACGUAGGGACCGGAAAGAAACGGUACCGUGUAAAGCAAUUACCCGGCGGCACUGAGCCACUCAAUGGGUACGCCACCACUCCCACCGCCCACUUGCCCCCCUCAAACGGACAAUUGGCGGCCCAAAAGUUCUUCAGCAAUCAGAAUUUAUUGGACUAUAAGGACAAAGCGCGUGGCCCUAGUGCUCCAGUCGCCUCCACAUCCACCAAAGAGCUACUCUUCGUCUGCACACCUCAGCGUGCCCCCAAGAGUGAUGCACAUAGCGAGGCGUUGUUGCUGGCGCGCAAGCGCAACGAGAUUCGCAAGAAGUUGGCAAGCAAGUUGCAGCAGGCACGAGCCGCAGCAGCAGCUACUGCCACAGCAGCACCAGUUCCUGACGGGGGCGCCGAAGCCACUGCCGAGUCGCUAAAGGGCACCUACUCUGAGCCGAGCCUGGUGGCGGCCUCGGAGGGUGUGCCGCAGCAACAACACCGUCGGCACCGUCAUCGCAAGCGACGCGAUCGCAAUCGCGUCCAGCGCUUUGGCUACGAGAUACACAAUGUGGACGAGUUCUUGUCCAAAUGUUCGCUGGCGGCGCCCGGCAAUAUUCCCGUCGUCCUGGCAACUGCCAGCACUCUCUACCAAACUAGGCCGGGUGGCUAUCAGCUAGAGAUUCCAUUACCUCUGGGCAUGGUCGUGAAUGCGGUGUUUAAGAACCAGAAUUGGCUUUAUGUGCAGACCCCGCAUGCAGAGGAGGGGUACGUGGGCUAUGCGUGUUGCCUGCCCCUCGGGAUUCUGCCGCCAAUGGCACGCGGCUCCAAGCACACCCCCUGCUGGGAGUCCAAUGCGGAUGUGUUUCCGCGUCCGUGCGGCAACAUGACGGACUCUGAGAAGGAGAUUCGAUUACGUGGCGGCACGCGCUCGGAUGGUGCUCGCACACCACGCUCCAAGCCAACGGAGGAAACUCUGCUGCAGCACAGCAAUCACAACAAUAACAACAACAACAAUAAUCACAUGCCAAAUGGCAGCAGCAGCUUGGCAGGCUCCCUCUAUGGCGAGCAGCAUGUGGACAAGCUGUAUUUGCGCGCUGCUUCACAGCCCAAGCUAGUGGAGAAGGCCUAUGCGCAGCUUCGGUCCACAAAACAGGUGGCCACCGCGUCGGUGCGCUCCACAUCCAAUGAUGAGUACGUGACAUUGCAGCAGUCCCGAUCAAAGCAGAAGCAUCUCCAUCAGCCGCCACCACAGACGCGACGUCUAUCGAACGCUUCAUACAUCACCAAUGGCCACAAUGGCCAGCAUUUGCAUCCAAAGAGCAUCCAGCAGCAGCAGCCGAAUGCUGUACAGCAACCACCGCCAUUACAGCAACCGCCGGUGCUAACCGUGCCCCAGACGCUACUCAAUGCGGUACGAAGGCAGCAGCAGAAUGGCCUGCGCCAAACUCUAGUCGCCAUCAACUCGGACUACAUCACCGACAGCAUUGCCGUGCACAAGGGCGAGAUUGUGACGUUGUGUGAGUGUCGCGAGUCGAAGGACCAGCGGCAGUGGUUCUAUGUCAAGACCCGCGACGGGCGCGAGGGCUUCAUUCCGGCUGAGGUGGCCGGCCAUGGCUACUUGUAA